GUGUGUGCUGAGAUUCAGCCCUGGCGGGAUUCUUCGGCAGGGCCCCAUGUCUCCUGUGAACACGCCCCGCACAGAUGAGCCAGAUAUAUAACCCAAGACCUGUGAGCAGCAGAGGAACUGGGAGACAGAAAAUCGCACUUGUUCACCCCCAGAGGUUACCUGUGACACCCUCGCAAUGACAAGAGGGCCCAGCAUCUGGGGGCCACGCGAAGGGAGUUUGGAUGAUUCCACAAUCGGCAUUUUGUAGAGCCUGUCCGCAGUUUUUGGAUGCUUUUCGUCACUUUCCUUUGGAGUUACCUGGGCUGUGAUCCACCGGAGAACAGAGGCGAACUGAGUUAUUAAUCAGCCCCACAGAUCGGUGCAUGAAACUGAGAUCUGGGCCGCCAUGAGUCGGAGAACACGACGAUGGAUUUUAAGAGUUUUGCUUUGUUUGGGGAUUGUUUAUUUGAAAAUUGGAGGCUUCUCGUCGGUGGUGGCCCUAGGUGCGAGUAUAAUCUGUAACAGGAUCCCGGGUUUGGCCCCCAGACAGCGGAUUAUCUGCCAGAGUCGCCCCGAUGCCAUUAUCGUCAUCGGAGAGGGAGCCCAAAUGGGCAUCAACGAGUGUCAGUUUCAGUUCAAACACGGGCGCUGGAACUGCUCCGCUCUCGGAGAAAGGACCGUCUUCGGAAAAGAGUUGAAAGUGGGUAGCAAAGAGGCUGCAUUCACCUAUGCCAUCAUAGCAGCAGGGGUGGCCCAUGCCAUUACAGCAGCGUGCACGCAGGGCAACCUGAGCGACUGCAGCUGUGACAAGGAGAAGCAGGGUUUCUACAAAGGAUGGAAGUGGGGAGGCUGCUCGGCGGACAUCCGCUACGGUCUCGGCUUCUCCAAGGACUUUAUAGAUGCUCGAGAGGUCAAGCAAAACGCCAGGACGCUCAUGAACCUCCACAAUAACGAGGUGGGACGCAAGGUUCUAGAGAAGAACAUGCGACUGGAAUGCAAGUGUCAUGGUGUCUCCGGCUCCUGCACAACCAAAACCUGCUGGACUACACUUCCCAAGUUCCGCGAGCUCGGCUACAUUCUCAAGGAGAAAUAUGCCCACGCAGUGCACGUGGAGCCAGUCAAAGCUAGUCGCAACAAGCGCCCGAAGUUCCUAAAAAUCAAGAAAAAUUAUUCUUACCAGAAGCCCCUGGACACUGACCUGGUCUACAUAGAAAAGUCGCCUAACUACUGUGAGGCGGACCAUAUGACGGGCAGCCUGGGGACCAAGGGCAGGGUCUGCAACAAGACAAUGGUGCAGCACAUCAGCGGCUGUGACUUGAUGUGCUGCGGUCGAGGAUACAACACACACCAGUACUCCCGGGUCUGGCAGUGUAACUGCAAGUUCCUGUGGUGCUGCUACGUCAAAUGCAACACCUGCAGUGAGAGGACAGAGGUUUACACAUGCAAAUGAGAGUAUUUAUUGUGAGCGCAUGAGAUGACGUAUGAGAGCGUUUUUGUGUGUUUUCAUGGACAAAAAAAAGAAAGAAAAAGGCUGCUGUUGGAGUCUUUUUAUAUAUAUAAAUAUAUAUAAUGGACUGCUACUGUGCUGUUUGUGCUGCAGCCUGAAGAUGGGCAUCAUCGUUCUUUUUGCACAUAAAGCUCUUCACCCAUCUUCCUGAAAACUGCAGGCCUUGCAUAUGGAACCUGCACGCCGAACACAAAGGAAGCAAAGACUUUAAGCUAUCGGGACACUUACUGACAUUUUCACCAUACGGAUUUUACAAGUGAAAUAAAAAAUGAGACGACGGGCAAGACAAAGUGAUCCUCCUCUCAACGCCUGCGCACAAAUUAAAAGACAGCCAUUUGAAAUAUUUAACAAACUGUAUGUAGAAAGGAAGAAUUAUUAAUAUUAAUUUAUUACGCAAAGAACUACUGAUUUUUGUGCUUUACAGAUGAGAAGAGAUAACUAGGUUUCAUAAUUUUGUAGUUUAUUAAAACAAACCUGUCCGUGGUUAAAACACUGGAUUUAUAUCUGUCUGGAUAAUAGGUCACACUGUAGAAAAUAUUGUUCCAGAGGGAUCUGCUGUAAGGUACUUAAAUCCACUUUUUUUGUCUAGUCAAAACCUUUUUCCCCUUUGUUUGCUGCUAGUCUAGAAAACUCCACUUGUUGAAGUAGAAGGCUUAAAAGCUGACUCCCUUCAGGCCUACUUCAAGCUGAUUUAACUGGAUUUUGUCAAAAACACAGCUUCCACAUUUGGUUUAAUAAUAAAUAAUAGAGUAUAUAUUUGUAAAAUCUUAUUUUUAUAUGAUGUUUUAUUUAUAUCUUCUUUUUUUUUGCAUGUUGGGUGUCACGUAUGGACACUGAGGCGAGUUUUUAAACCCCUGUGAAAGAAAAAAAAACAUCUCAAUGUAUGUAAAUUCCCCAGCAGUCACUGCCAGAGUUGUAUAUUCUAUGAGGUAGAGACAUUUUGUGUUCAAAUGUUUGUUUUUACUGCAUUUCAUGACCACUACUGGUGAAAUACAGGCACAGAAUAACACCUAACAAGA
Molecule: messenger RNA, 2505 nt
Organism: Oryzias melastigma (Indian medaka)
Lineage: Eukaryota; Metazoa; Chordata; Actinopteri; Beloniformes; Adrianichthyidae
Gene: wnt7ab
Product: protein Wnt-7a
Exons: 4
Coding region: 386-1429 (347 amino acids)
Biological process (GO): positive regulation of JNK cascade; canonical Wnt signaling pathway; multicellular organism development
Cellular component (GO): extracellular region
Molecular function (GO): cytokine activity; frizzled binding
Source: RefSeq, a predicted model, not a curated record